AACAUUUCUCGCCAACACCCACCCAACCCCGCCGUGCCUCCUUGCUUGCUUGCGUCCCACCGUUCUCCAAACAUGUCUGACGAGCCCUCCCCGGAAGAGCAGAAGAGGAUCGAUGCCGAGAACAAGGCAAAGGAGGAUGCCGAGCAGGCCGCCCUGCCCUACAAAUGGACCCAGACCAUCAAGGACUUGGACGUGACUGUGCAAGUCGACGGCAAAUACAAAGGCCGUGACCUCGAUGUCAAAAUCGCAAAGACUCACCUCAAGGUGGCCAUCAAAGGCCAGGAGCCCAUCAUCGAUGGUGACCUUCCUCAGUCCAUCCACGUAGACGACUCUACCUGGACUCUCGAGACCACUCCCACCGGCAAGGAGAUUGUUGUGCAUCUUGACAAAGUCAACCAACUGGAAUGGUGGCCCCACGUCAUAACCUCGGCGCCCAAGAUCGAUACCUCCAAGAUUCAGCCCGAGAACAGCAAGCUAGGAGACUUGGAUGGCGAGACGCGGGGCAUGGUGGAGAAGAUGAUGUUUGACCAGCGACAAAAAGAGAUGGGAAAGCCCACAAGCGAUGAGCAGAAGAAGCUGGAUUUGCUGGAGCAGUUCAAGCAGCAACACCCCGAAAUGGACUUUUCCAACGCUAAGAUGGGUUGA
Periconia digitata is the source of this 645-nucleotide messenger RNA. The record is from the annotation of a GenBank genome assembly. NCBI's taxonomy places the organism in Eukaryota, Fungi, Ascomycota, Dothideomycetes, Pleosporales, Periconiaceae.